This is a messenger RNA of Lycium ferocissimum, 1036 nucleotides long. RefSeq lists its product as uncharacterized. The transcript is spliced from 3 exons. Lineage: Eukaryota; Viridiplantae; Streptophyta; Magnoliopsida; Solanales; Solanaceae. The record is from RefSeq and is a predicted model, not a curated record. Bases 257 to 1036 code for a protein of 259 amino acids.
UGUUUUGGCUUUACACAAGUCUUGUCAUUUAGAAGAAUUCAGUGUCACUUGUCUUUUUCGAGAUAGUUUUCAAUGUGAAGUUGAUAAGUGGCUCAACUUUGCAUUAGCAACGAAAGUUGAAAGUCUGAAGAUAGAAUUAUUCUAUCUUCAUUGGUGAGAUCAUCAUGCUUGUUUAGAUUUGAAAGACCUGUCUGGAUUUCAGAAUCUCAAAGUGUUGACUUUAAGCGGGGUUGAUGUGGAUAGUCAAGUGGUCAACAUGUUCCUCUCAAGCUGUGUCCUUCUCGAAUGCUUAUCAAUCCGAGAGUCUACCCAAUUGCAACAUCUAGAUGUAAUUGGUCCUUCUCUCAAGUUGAAGCAUUUGGAGAUACAUUCUUGCGAUAUACUAUCUUCCCUGAAGAUUAAUCAAUGUAUCAAUCUUGUCUCUUUUAGUUACGAGGGAUCGGAAACGAAUUUCGAUCUCGAGAUUGUUACUUCAGUUCUUGAUGUUCACAUCGAUGCAUAUUUCUUUCCAUCUUUGUCUAGACUUGCUACCACCCUUGCAACGAAAUUCACUCAACUUGUCAUGCUUUCACUUGAAGUAAAUUUUGGUCAACUGAUGGGCAUGGACAGCUAUUCUCUUCCAAAAUUCAACAAUCUCAAGCAGGUCAUGUUGAGUGUUUCAAACGUUACCGAUUGUAGUCACAUUGGAAUACCUCCUCUUCUUGAUACAUCUCCAAACCUGCAAAAAUUCGAGAUUGAGUUUAUUUGGUGUUAUAUGAUGAUCGUUAUAGGUCAAAUGCUUUUUCAAAAGGCAGAAUGUCCCUAUCAACAUCUCAAAGUGAUCAGAUACAACGGUUAUCUUAGGGGCUCAAGUGAUGCCGAACUUAUGACUUACCUUCUUGAAAAUUGUUUAGCGCUUGAGAAAUUAAUUGUGAGUCCUUGCAAUUUCUCACCACAUUCAAGGAAGUGUUCCAAAGUAGAGAGAAGAUCAAGAAGUCGGGCUUGGCGCCAACUAGAAGGAAAAGUUUCUGAAAGAGUCGAGCUGAUCAUCCUUUAA